Messenger RNA from Nicrophorus vespilloides, 1524 nucleotides. It is a transcript of the gene Rad17, whose product is annotated as cell cycle checkpoint protein RAD17. The transcript has 6 exons. The coding region runs from base 80 to 1483 and encodes 467 amino acids. Gene Ontology annotation, molecular function: chromatin binding. Gene Ontology annotation, biological process: DNA damage checkpoint signaling; mitotic DNA replication checkpoint signaling; DNA repair. The record is from RefSeq and is a predicted model, not a curated record. Lineage: Eukaryota; Metazoa; Arthropoda; Insecta; Coleoptera; Silphidae.
GUAUCCUUAAUAAUAUCUAACUUCAGUUAGUAAACCUGACACUUGAUAUCAGCUGUUAUUAGUUUGAAAAUACGUCAAAAUGAGCGGUUCAAAGAGAUGGAUUGCUUUCAAUUUCGACCAGAAAGAGACAAAGGAUGCUCCAAAGAAGAUUAAAAAACCAGUGGCAACUAAAUCAGUUGUUGCUGUACCUAAUGAGAAAUUAAAAUCUUUCAAGUUCUUUGACAAAAUAGAUCCUAAGAAUAUUGAAGAUCUAGCUGUCCAUGCAAAGAAAAUUAAAGAAGUGGAAGAAUGGUUGGAUGCUAAUGUAAUCAAUCCUACAACUAAGGUAAAUGUACCUAUGCUGUUAUUAACAGGACCAACAGGAGCUGGAAAAACAACAGUUGUUAAGGUUUUAUGUCAAUGCAAAAACAUUGAUAUUCAGGAAUGGAUUAAUCCUAUUGACAAGGAUUUUGAAACAUUCAAAGGACCUGGACAGAGUGUUAGGCUACAAGAGUUUUUAACAGAGUCCAAGUUUCCAUCUUUACUAACAAAAGCAUCAACAAAGAAGAAAGUCACUUUAAUUGAAGACUUUCCAAACACUUUAUUGAAAAAUACAAAUGAGUUUGAAGGAAUAUUGGAUAACUGCUUGGCUAAUGGAAAAACGUGUCUGAUUUUUAUUUGCACUGAAGUUCAUAAUAACAAAGUUGAUAUUGCCAAGAAUCUCUUCACUGAAGAAAUUAAAGACAAAUUUAAUAUUUGCAAUAUUAACUUCAAUUCAUGUUCGGUUACUUUAUUGAAAAACGCACUAAAUAGGGCACAAAAUAUUGUUAAAGAAAACUUGGAUAUCCUGAAGCUACCGCGACCUAAAAUCAUCGAAGCUAUUAUUGCAACAGCUAUGGGCGACAUUCGAUGUGCAGUAAACCAAUACUACUUUGCAUCUUUGAAAGGUGCAAGCGAGAUUCCUCUAGAAUUAAGUAAAUUGGAGAAAACAGGUCAAAAACGCAAAAGAGUCGACAAGAACUCCAAAGUAAAAUCGAUGAACAAGGAUGAGGCUCUAGGACUAUUCCACGGUUUGGGUAAAGUUUUUAACCCAAAACGCGACGACAAUAACAAAGUCCAAUGCGAUUUCGAUGCGUUAGUAGAUGAAUUCUCGACGGUUCCAAACAUUUUCAACGCGUUCUUAUUCGAGAAUUACACAAAAUACUUUGGAGAUAUUAAUGAUAUUUUUGAAGCUGCGGAUACACUGAGCUUUAGCCAAACGUUCAUGGACAAAUGGAGCGAAAGACACGACACUCUAAUAAUUCCAUUAUGGAUAAGCGUGCUGGGAUUAAUGAUUUCGAACAAACACAGGGUUUCGAAAUGGAUUCCAAUCAACGGUCCAAAGAAAAUCGAUAUAAAGUCAAGAAACAAUUUAGAAAUGCGCCAUUUAGCUGUAGGAGAUCAAAGUUAUUAUAAUUUGAUAACCAAAAGUGAAAAGUAUCAUAAGUUUAAAUACCUGAGGUAGAUAAUUUCAAUAAAUUUUAUUAAUACAAAUACUAGUAACAA